Molecule: messenger RNA, 3080 nt
Organism: Acanthochromis polyacanthus (spiny chromis)
Lineage: Eukaryota; Metazoa; Chordata; Actinopteri; Pomacentridae
Product: profilin-2
Exons: 3
Coding region: 212-631 (139 amino acids)
Biological process (GO): positive regulation of actin filament bundle assembly; regulation of actin filament polymerization; actin cytoskeleton organization
Cellular component (GO): cytoplasm
Molecular function (GO): actin binding
Source: RefSeq, a predicted model, not a curated record
ACUACACCCAAGCGCCUGCCCGAUUGCAGCGGCUUCUCUUCGUUGCCUAGACCAGAAGAAAGCCGGGACGUGACGGAGCUGGAGGGCUUUGCUUGCUGGAGACCCGCUAAACCAUCGAUAAAUACAGCUAGUUUCUUCGUCGUUCAAGAGACUGUUGUGAUUUAGCUACACCCUACGUACCUUUUUCAUCCUAGAACAAAUUUUUACAAACAUGUCCUGGCAAAGCUACGUGGACAACCUAAUGGGUGAUGGCAGCUGCCAGGACGCGGCCAUUGUUGGGUACGCGGACGCCAAAUACGUCUGGGCAUCGCAUGCUGGUGGUAGCUUUGCCAACAUAACGCCUGAAGAAAUCGACGUCGUAAUAGGAAAAGACCGAGAGGGAUUCUUCACCAAUGGCCUGACCCUUGGCAGUAAAAAAUGCUCUGUAAUCAGAGACAGCCUCCAGCUUGACAGUGACUGGACAAUGGACAUCAGGACAAAGAGUCAAGGAGGAGAGCCAACAUAUAACAUUACUGUAGGCAGAGCAUCCAAAGUCUUGGUCUUGGUAAUGGGCAAAGAAGGGGUCCAUGGAGGCGGAUUGAAUAAGAAGGCGUACUCGAUGGCAAAAUACUUGAGGGAUUCAGGGUUUUAGUUUAGUUUUGACGUAGCUUACGUGGUGUCGUUGAGGGCGAGGGAAAAAAAACUAAUGAAAAUGUAAACAAAAAACACAAAACUUGAAAAAACUGACAAAAAAACUAAUUACUGUCAAGGCCACCUCCCCCCUCCCCCACCCCGAACAGUCCUAUUAGACACAAUAAAAACCCCAGGAGCAGUUCAGACAGUGCAGGGUUCAGGCUCUGUUCCAUCAAUGUAGCCCAUAUUUAGCUGCGUGCGGUGGGAAUAAAAGUGUUUUCUUAACCAGCCCUGCUGUCAUCAUGCUUGUUCAUUUACAUUGUUUGUUUUUUUUUCCCCCUUUUGUACACUCCAGCUUUGGUUUUGGUCAUGGGGAAGGAAGGUGUCCAUGGAGGGCAGCUCAACAAGAAAGCAUUUUCGAUGGUUGAAUACCUGAGGAAGGCCGGAUACUAAAGCAGCCUGUACCCAGCUACCUAGCAGCUCACCUUUACCACCCUGUUGCAUUUCACUCUACAUUCAGUACUAGUUGGUAGUUUCUUUUUCUGCCUUCUUUUCUCCUCAUCUGUUCUCCAUCUUUUUGUUGUCCUAUCUCCCUGAUCCAUCCUCUUUCCCCAACACUUGAGCAAUGUACCCCUUUAAGCACUCUUUAAGUUGAUUCAUAGCAAAGAUAAGCAUGUUGCUAACAGGAUGUCAUGACAAAUCUGUACUUUACUAAGACCAGCAAAAAACAAACACUCGACAAUAGAAGCCAGAGCAUCAAUUUGAAGUAGAUAUUCCUUUCUUUUCUAUGUCAUGGUGCCCAUCACUUAAUCCCUCCCAAACCCCUGAUCAUACACACUCCCUCCCCGAGUAUCCGAUGCCUUUUUGGAACAUCUGAGCGGUAACGAAGCUCGUCAUGUCUUCCUCUAUUAUUUCCUCCAUGUCCGGGAGGGGAGACUGUGCAUAUCUCGGACCACUGUCGUUUCCCCUCUUGAAGCCACACUCCUCCCCCUCCUUCCAGGCUCCCUUUAGCCAAAAAUGUUCAGUUCCUCUCCUCUCCCCGUUAACCCCCCUCCAACCUGUUUUCAUGCAACAGGCAACACUACAAACCUCACAGCAGACUGAGUUCAUCAAACACAACUCAACACCCAACUCCUAUCAGAUUCACCUCUGUCCUGAAUAUGUUUGGUAAAGGGGGAGGGUAGUGGCUGUGUGUGGGAUCAGAUCGGCUCAGUUAGUGAUCGUGACCCAACCGCAAGCGUUGGCGUCAUCCAGAUGCUGGUUGCCUCUCCUCCCGGCAUCACAACCUCCCUGACUUCAUGAAAAUCCACGGACAUUCCACAGUAACGAUGGCUCAGGCACUUAAUACUGUUUUGUUUGCCAGCUCCUGUAAUGUUUUUCUUUUUAAUUUUGUUUUUGAAAGGCUGCCAUUUUUUUUUUUUUUUUUUUUUUUUUGGACAGUAGAUAUCCCAGCAUAUAAUCAUACGGAGUGUGUCCAGUUUGAAAUUCUUUUUUUUUUCUUUUAUAGGACCAAGUGUAGUCAAAGCUCGGGUGUUUAUACAAUUGCUCUACAUCAUGCUAAGGAUGACUGCUAACGUUUUUGUUUUUUUUUCUGAUGAAGGAAAUGCUAACCAGAUGGUAAUACUAUGGUUAAAAAUAUGAAACUACAGGGGAGGUAAAGGUUGGAGUAUUGAUGAAGAAUCCUCAUGUCAUAGUUUUUGUUUUCUUUACUACUUAGAAACACAGACGACUGAAUUUGUACAAACCCAUGAUGAAGGAAAUGCUAACCACAUGGUAAUACUAUGGUUAAAAAUAUGAAACUACAGGGGAGGUAAAGGUCCAAGUAUUGAUGAAAAAUCCUCAUGUCAUAGCUUUUGUUUUCUUUACUACUUAGAAACACAGACGACUGAAUUUGUACAAACCCAUGCUGUGUUGACAACUGUGGAAUAAAUUGCCUUCUACUCUAUAGUCAACUGAGCUCUGGGGUAUCACAUGGUCUGUCCACACUCAUUACUGCUCUCUGUAACGUCCAGCUGAAGGAAAAAAAAAACACUUAUGAAGUAGAAAUGACACUCAAUGGGAGAUGGGCUUAGUUGGAACAAAGACGCUAAUGGUUGACUUGUUGAAACUUAACUGCAGAACCUGUGUAUCCUGUGCCAUAAUGUAGAGAGAUCUGUUGCUGUUGUAAGAUGGAUUGUACCCACCGUUCACUACAGAGUCAUUUCAUUGGCACUUGUUCUUUAAUUUUUUUUUUUUUUUUUUAGCUUAAGAUCCACUGUUUAGGCCUUGUGAGAUAUGUGUACUCACAAAACUGUUUCAAGUCCUGUUUGCCGAUUUAAUUUCUUUUCCUCACCACUUUAUUUUUCUUACAUCUGGGAUAAAGUCUCUUUAAUGCAUCUGAUUUCAUAUGCAUAAAACCAAGAAAUGCCAUAAAUUGAUUUAUCACCUUGUUUACAGACAGAUCAAAUAAAUUUAUUCCAACCAGAUAA